AUGUCUGCCCCCAAGUCUAGCCGCGCAUGGAUCCUGUCCAACCCUCCCACCGACAUGCCUGAUGACAGCACCUUCAAGCUUGUCGAGCAGGACCUGAACGAGCUCAAGGAUGGUGAGGUUUUGGUCAAGACCACUUACCUCUCCAACGACCCAGCUCAGCGUGGUUGGAUCCAGAAGGGUGUCAUUGCUGAGCGCAUGUACUUCCCUCCCGUCGAGCUCAAUGCACCCAUGUCCUCCUUCGGUAUCGCCACAGUCAUCGAGUCCAAGGCCGCCGACUUCCCCAAGGGCUCGCUCGUCAACUGCCUGACCAACUGGCGCGAAUACGCUGUCAUUGACACCACCCUCGGUGCUCCCUACGUCAGCAAGGUCGAGGCCAUCCCUGGUAUCAAGGAGACCCACUUCCUCGGCGCCCUCGGUCUGACCGGUGUCACUGCCUACCACGGUCUCGAGAACGUCAACACCACCAAGGACGACGUUGUCGUUGUCUCUGGUGCUGCCGGUGCCACUGGCAGCAUGGUCGUCCAGAUCGCCAAGAAGAUUAUUGGCUGCAAGCGCGUCAUUGGUAUCGCCGGCACUGCAGACAAGUGCAAGUGGGUUGAGAGCCUGGGCGCCGAUGUCUGCAUCAACUACAAGGAUGCCGACUUCAAGGAGCAACUGAUCAAGCACACCGAAGGCUACGUUGAUGUCUACUUCGAUAACGUUGGUGGUGAGAUCCUCGAUUUGAUGUUCACCCGCGUCAAGCGAUUCGGUCGCAUUUCCGUCUGUGGUUCGAUCUCAGAGUACAACGACAGCAACCCCCGUGGCUUCAAAAACUGGUUCGAGGUCAUUGCCAACCGUCUCACCAUCAAGGGCUUGAUCGUCCUUGACGCCGGUGCUCGUUGGCCUGAGAUGAUCAAGGAGCUCUGUGAUGCUGCUGUCUCCGGCAAGAUCCAAGUCGGCGAUGCCAACGAGACCAUCGUUCCCACUGCCUUUGAAGAUAUCCCCAAGACUUGGCUCAGACUGUUCUCUGGUGCCAACACUGGCAAGCUUGUCACCCACAUCGUCUAA
This is a messenger RNA of Aureobasidium melanogenum CBS 110374, 1047 nucleotides long. Its product is annotated as NAD(P)-binding protein. The record is from RefSeq and is a predicted model, not a curated record. Gene Ontology annotation, molecular function: oxidoreductase activity, acting on the CH-CH group of donors, NAD or NADP as acceptor. Bases 1 to 1047 code for a protein of 348 amino acids. Lineage: Eukaryota; Fungi; Ascomycota; Dothideomycetes; Dothideales; Saccotheciaceae. The transcript is spliced from 2 exons.